This is a messenger RNA of Bombyx mandarina (wild silkworm), 918 nucleotides long. It is a transcript of the gene Vps24, whose product is annotated as vacuolar protein sorting 24. NCBI's taxonomy places the organism in Eukaryota, Metazoa, Arthropoda, Insecta, Lepidoptera, Bombycidae. The record is from RefSeq and is a predicted model, not a curated record.
CAAAAUUAGUCAAAACAAAUCGGAAAUCGUGUGAAAAUUUAAGCUUUAAAUAAACAGAUAUAGCAAAAAUGGGCCUUUUCGGUAAAUCCCCAGAGCGCAACCCUAAAGAAAUGGUAAAUGAAUGGUCGCAUAAACUUCGUAAAGAAGGAUACAAUUUGGACAGACAAGUUAGAGCUAUCCAAAGAGAAGAAGAAAAAAUUAAACGAUCACUGAAAGAAGCAGCUACUAAAAACGAUAAACAAGUAUGCACUAUACUAGCAAAAGAAAUCAUCAGAUCCAGGAAAGCAAUCAAUAAAAUAUACACAAGUAAAGCACAUCUCAACUCAGUACAGUUACAAAUGAAGAAUCAAUUGGCUACCUUGAGAGUUGCUGGAUCAUUGCAGAAGUCAACAGAGGUGAUGCAAGCAAUGCAAGCUCUGUUACGUCUCCCAGAAGUAGCGGCUACGAUGCAGGAGCUGAGCAAGGAAAUGAUGAAAGCUGGUAUCAUAGAGGAGAUGCUGGACGAAACCAUGUCCGGGAUGGAAGAUGAAGAGGAAAUGGAAGAAGCAGCGCAAAGUGAAGUUGAUAAGGUUCUAUGGGAAUUAACGCAAGGAAAAUUAGGAGAAGCGCCGGCACCGCCUACGUCUGUCGGAGCACCGUCCACCAGUCAACAAGAAGAGGAACCAGUCCCGGAGCCUGACGAAAGCGAACUAGACGAAAUGCAGUCUAGAUUGGAAUCAUUGCGGUCUUAGAGUUGAACAGAGUUUAUGAGAGAGACUCUAAAGAAGUAUUACUUUAUUUGGUGGCUUCAUGGCUCGAAUGGAGAUUAACAGAUGCCUUACAAAAUAAUUUUGUAAAUAAAUCUUAUUGAUUUUGAUUCUAAUUGUUGUAUGUAUUGUAUUAAGUUUUUAUUUAUAUUAAAAGUUAUCUUUAACAAAA